UCUCUCUCUCUCUCUCUCUCGCUCAAGGUGUCGCCUGUGGCUGUGCUGGUGGUGGAUGGCAAGAAGCAACAAAUACACCUCGCUCAACUUCAACGACAUCUACGAGAAAAAGAUCACAAACAAUUCCACUAGACCUCAGCCUUCUCAAUCAGCUUCAUCAUCUUUCUCCAAUCCCAAUAAAACCAUCCUCUCAAACUCUCGCAUCCAUGGCCACAUGCUUGUUCUGAGCCGCCCCACACCCAAACCCAUCACCCACCCAACCCCUUCUAACCCAUCAGCACCCCAACAAAACCCAGUUCCUCCGAUCCCAGAUCAACCCAGGUCUGAACCGGUCACCCGAGUCGAACCGGACUCUAUCUCUCUCCGCCCGUUAGGCCGGACCGGCACCGGACCAUCUCUUUCUUCUCCUUUACCGUCUCCGAAGCCGGAUAAGGAGAUAUCGCCUUUAUCAUCGCCGUUGCCGAAGACGGACCGGUUUGUGCCGCCGCAUCUUAGACAGGGUUUCGUUGGCCGGGAAGAGAAACCCGGGCCGGAUUUUCAGAAGCCUGGUCCUGGGAUGCGGACUAGGGAGUUGGGUGGGCAUCGUCAGGGGUAUUUCAGGUCGUCUCCAAAUGGGUACGGGGAAGAUGGGAGGCCGCAAUCAGGAGGUGGGUAUGAGAGGAUGAGAGGAGGUGAAUCUGAUCUGAUGGAGAUGAGACGGCCCGGUUCUAGUGGGUCUCGGCCCAGCUCUAGCGGAUGAU
Ilex paraguariensis (yerba mate) is the source of this 740-nucleotide messenger RNA. The record is from the annotation of a GenBank genome assembly. Lineage: Eukaryota; Viridiplantae; Streptophyta; Magnoliopsida; Aquifoliales; Aquifoliaceae.